AUGUAUAACAGUAACUUCGACAUCUGGAUAGCCGGAGCCUUCGCUGCAGUGACCGUGGACUUGGUCGUCUACCCGGUGGAUACCCUCAAGACCCGAAUCCAAGCGCCCGACUACGACCGGCUAUACAAGGAUGCGCGGACGGGGGCAGUGCGCCGGAACGUCCUCUUUCGAGGCCUAUACCAGGGGGAUGUGGAGGAGGGGCGGGAAACAGCAGGAACCUUCUUCACGACGUACGAAGCAGUCAAAUACACGCUCACCAACUCCUCGACGCACACGCACCACCCAGACCACAACCGGCUGCCCUUCACGCACUCGCUCCCGCCGCCCGUCAUCCACGCAAUCUCGUCCUCGACCGCCGAAAUGAUCGCGUGCCUGAUGCUCACGCCCGCGGAGGUGCUCAAGCAGAACGCGCAGGUCGUGGACCUGCACCCGGGCGAGGGCCCACAGCGGCAGCAGGCGCGCCACGCGAUGGUGCAGGUGCUCUCGCGGUUCCGGCGGCGGCCGUGGAAGCUGUGGAGCGGGUACACGGCGCUGGUGGGGCGGAACCUGCCGUUUACGGGGCUGCAAUUUCCGAUCUUCGAGUUUGUGCGGUCGCGCGUGGUGGCGGCGAGGCAGCGGCGGAAGGAUGCCCGGGGCGAGGACGUGGAGCGGUGGAAUCCCGUGCUGGAGAGGGCGGUGCUGACGGGGAUGUCUGCGUCGGUGUCUGGGACCAUUGCAGCGGUGGUCACGACGCCGAUUGAUGUGAUCAAGACGCGGGUGAUGCUGUCUGCGAGUCUGAACGGGGAGAAUGGGAAUGCGGGCGGUGGUGACGCUCAGAAGAAGGCGAGUCGUGGGACGCUUGCGGUGGGCACGGAGAUCUUUCGUAAUGAAGGCAUUAGGGGACUGUUCAAGGGCGGUGCCAUCCGAGCCGGCUGGACGGCCAUCUCGCUGAGCAUGUACCUGAGCAUGUAUGAGGGAGGCCGCUUCUACCUGGAGAACAGACGGCGAGAAAAACACGGAUUGAGUCCGCGGGAGGAAGUUGGGAGAUCGGGAGAUGAAGCUGCUAUCUGA
Molecule: messenger RNA, 1050 nt
Organism: Aspergillus clavatus NRRL 1
Lineage: Eukaryota; Fungi; Ascomycota; Eurotiomycetes; Eurotiales; Aspergillaceae
Product: putative mitochondrial carrier protein
Exons: 3
Coding region: 1-1050 (349 amino acids)
Cellular component (GO): mitochondrial inner membrane
Molecular function (GO): S-adenosyl-L-methionine transmembrane transporter activity
Source: RefSeq, a predicted model, not a curated record